Molecule: messenger RNA, 4495 nt
Organism: Ochotona curzoniae (black-lipped pika)
Lineage: Eukaryota; Metazoa; Chordata; Mammalia; Lagomorpha; Ochotonidae
Gene: ERO1A
Product: endoplasmic reticulum oxidoreductase 1 alpha
Exons: 16
Coding region: 224-1630 (468 amino acids)
Biological process (GO): protein folding in endoplasmic reticulum
Cellular component (GO): endoplasmic reticulum; endoplasmic reticulum membrane
Molecular function (GO): protein-disulfide reductase activity; thiol oxidase activity; FAD binding
Source: RefSeq, a predicted model, not a curated record
CCGAGGCCCGGGCGGCCGGCGCGGGCGCCGCGGCACGUCCGCAGGCUCCGCCGGGAGGUGGCGGCCGCUGAGAGGCGGGAGAGCCGAGGGCGGGCCAGGGAGGCGGCCCGGAGGUGGGGCGGCACCGGGGGGCCGGCCCGCGCGGGCUUCAUCUGAGGGCGCGCGGCCUGCGCCCGGGUGCUGGCAACUGGGAGGCGCGGGCGAACGAGCUGCCGGAGCGGCUAUGGGCCGCGGCUGGGGCUUCCUGAUCGGCCUGCUGGGCGCCGUGGGGCUCUUGGGCGCCGGCCACGGCGGGCAGCAAGCCUCGGAGACGGCGGCGCAGAGGUGCUUCUGCCAGGUUAGCGGUUACUUGGAUGAUUGUACCUGUGAUGUUGAAACCAUUGAUAAAUUUAAUAACUAUAGGCUUUUCCCAAGACUACAGAAACUCCUGGAAAGCGACUACUUUAGAUAUUACAAGGUGAACCUGAAGAAGCCUUGUCCUUUCUGGAAUGAUAUCAACCAGUGUGGAAGGAGGGAUUGUGCUGUUAGACCUUGUCAAUCGGAUGAAGUUCCUGACGGAAUUAAAUCUGCAAGCUACAAGUAUUCUGAGGAAGCCAAUAAUCUCAUUGAAGAAUGUGAACAAGCUGAACGACUGGGUGCAGUGGAUGAAUCACUGAGUGAGGAGACCCAGAAGGCCGUCCUUCAGUGGACCAAACAUGACGAUUCUUCAGAUAACUUCUGUGAAGCCGACGAUAUCCAGUCCCCAGAUGCCGAGUAUGUAGAUUUGCUGCUGAAUCCCGAGCGUUACACAGGUUAUAAAGGACCAGAUGCCUGGAAGAUAUGGAAUGUCAUCUAUGAAGAAAACUGCUUUAAGCCACAGACCAUUAAAAGGCCAUUGAGUCCUUUGGCUUCCGGUCAAGGUAAAAGUAAAGAGAACACUUUUUACAGUUGGUUAGAAGGUCUGUGUGUGGAAAAAAGAGCAUUCUACAGACUUAUAUCUGGCCUCCAUGCAAGCAUCAAUGUGCAUUUGAGUGCAAGAUAUCUUUUACAAGAUACCUGGUUGGAUAAGAAAUGGGGACACAACAUCACGGAGUUCCAGCAGCGAUUUGAUGGGGUUUUGACAGAGGGUGAAGGACCAAGAAGGCUGAAGAACCUGUAUUUUCUCUACCUGAUAGAACUAAGGGCUCUAUCCAAAGUGCUACCUUUCUUUGAGCGUCCAGAUUUCCAGCUGUUCACCGGAAACAAAAUUCAGGAUGCCGAAAACAAGAAGUUACUUCUGGAAAUACUUCAUGAAAUCAAGUCAUUUCCUUUGCACUUUGACGAGAAUUCAUUUUUUGCUGGGGAUAAAAAAGAGGCGCACAAACUGAAGGAGGACUUUCGACUACAUUUUAGAAACAUCUCAAGAAUCAUGGACUGCGUUGGUUGUUUCAAAUGCCGACUCUGGGGAAAGCUUCAGACUCAGGGUUUGGGUACUGCUCUGAAGAUACUGUUUUCUGAGAAACUGAUAGCAAAUAUGCCAGAAAGUGGACCCAGUUAUGAAUUCCAUCUCACCAGACAAGAAAUAGUAUCAUUAUUUAAUGCAUUUGGAAGAAUUUCUACAAGUGUGAGAGAAUUAGAAAACUUCAGGAACUUGUUACAAAAUAUUCAUUAAAGGAAACAAGUUGAAACGUGCCUGUUUCUGGACAGUGGAGGCCAAAGAGUGGAUGUCAUUCCAAGGCAUACAGAAGUGACAGUCUUCAGCCAAACCUUUUAUAUAAAGCUGCUUUUGUAAAAGGAAAAUUAUAUUGUUUCAAGUAAACAGUUUUUUUUUUUUUAAUUGUACUAAGUCUGUAUAAUAUUGUGAGUAAAAAGUAAACUUUGAUAAUGUGGUACAAAUUUUAAAAUUUAAUAGUGGAUAAAAGCAGGAUUAUCAAAUACAUGUAUGAUAAGACUACAUAAAUUAUGUUUUAAGCCUUUUAAACUAGAGUUUCCUGUAAGAAAACAUAAUAUAAAUAAAACUGUGGUAAAUGUGACAAGCCUUUAACGAAACAGCAGUGUGGCUUGAGCUGUGAAGGACUUGUAAUUAACAGCUAGAAUUUUUCAAUUCAUUUAGAGUUGCCAGGUUUAGCAAAUCAAAUUGCAGAAUGCCCAGUUAGAUUUGAAUUUCAGAGCAAGUCUUUUUUUUUUUUUGAAGAAAAGUAUGUUGCAUGCAAAAUUCGGAGCUUAUUUAUACUGAAUUUUAUUCACUGUCUGAAAUUCAAAUUUAACUGGAAGUCCUAUGUUUUGUUAGCCCUAAAAUAUACUGAUAUGAAAAAGAACCACUUUUUGGGAUUGGGUUGUUUGGGUGAUAGAAAGGUGCAACAACAACAGAAAAGACACAGGAGACUUCCAAGCACGUGCAAAGCUGACAGAGUAUAUAUUGUCACCCUAACUGAAUACAAUUUUGAGGAAGUCACAUUUUGAUAUGAUUUCAAAUUUACAGAAAUGUUUCAACCAUAGUACAGAUAAUUUAUUUACAGUUACAAUUGUUCCUUUUUUGCGUUCUCCUUCCUGCUCUCUGUAGUUAUGCACAUAUACUAUUUUUCCCAACCCUUCGUUUAAAAGUUCCAGGAUCAUGCCCGUUAAACCAUAAAAACUUCAGUGGAUAACACUUACUAAUUUUCUAAAAAUGAUUUUAUCAGAAAACAAAAAAGUCCUGCAAUGCUGGGACCAUUAUACAGCAAGCCUUAGAAUAAGAAAUUUCAAGUUCCAGCCUAAAGUUUUUGAGUCUUUAUGUUUGAUCUGAAACAGUGAUAAUUUUGGUGUUUUGUUUUUCAAUACACAAAGUUUGUUUUCUUUGCCUCCUGAAAGCUGAACUGUAUUUUUGGGAGGCUUUCAUUAGUGAAAACUCUUUAUUGGGAAAAAAAUAUUUAAAAAGGUUUCAGACUUAAUAUCACGUGGGAAUUGAAGGGAAAAAGAAACCGUAUACCUCAAAUUCAGUGUGCCCUCUUUAUGUCUUAGCAGGUAAUGCAUGUUGGGAUGUCCCAGUGACAGGGAAGCGGGGUUUGUGUCUGGGAUGGUUCAGAAAUGCCAGUUUACAGUGCUGAAUAGUUCUGUUCUUUGCGACCCUAAGGCUUGGUACAGUGCCAGGUAUCUAGUUGGUAUCCAGUACAUCUUUGUUGGCUGCAGAUGUUGAAUGUGUAGUCGGGGUAUCUUACGGGAAUAAUCACAAACCCUGUGUGACAGUACGUGUCCCGUUUCCCUUUUCCACUCAUUUUCUCUGAAUAGGGCAGGAGGAAAACAAACAAAAAACAAAACAAACCAAGAAACUCCCUGAUGUCAGCCGGGCCUCUCGGAGGGCUGACGUGAUGGCCUGCUCCGUAAGGACGCUGUGUUCUGGAGAUACAGGCACACAGGCCUAGAUGGCCAUCGCGUGCACAUACCUCCCUCACACUGCAUGCCAUCCUUGUGUUCUGUUUUAAUAGCCCAUCUUUUCAAACCCUAUUCCUUUCACUUUGUCACCUCCCACUUGCUCCUUAAUUAAAAUCUGGUCUUUGGCUUUGCGGUUCUUACCAGUCUUUUCCUGUAAAGUCUAAAAUCCUAAUUCCGAAGCUGCAUUCAAAGCGGACUCUUGUUUGUCCUCUCUUUCUGAGUUUGAUGCUGCUCCCGUGUCCCUUCGGUAGCAGUGUCUUUAUUCCCUGGCACCUGACACUGCACACACACCCCUGGGCCCCUCCUUUGUGGCCUCUUACAAGUUUCCCCUGGGACUUCCUGCUUUCAGUCACUCUCCCCCUUCUCACACUUGGGUAAUGCCAAGGUAGUCACUGCUCAGCUCGCCUUUGUCCUUCACCAGGCGGUGGCACCGAAGGCUGCGUCUAUCUGUUAUGCUCCCAGAACAUCCUCUGAGCUUGUGUUUCUUACUUUGAUGAACUCCAGAAUCAUCUUUUUCUGAGAAUUCUGGGCGCCUUCCUAGCCUCUUUCCCCCUUUCCUCUGGCAUUUUACUGGUUUUCCCUUCUGAUGUGUCACUCUUACCAUUUGCACGGCUGUUACGGGCAGCGCAGAGCAGCAGCCUGCCUGCCGUCCGUUGUUUCACAGUAGUGCCGCGAGCACCUGCUCUUCAGUGACUUCCUGCACUGUCUAGGGAAAGACAGAUUCCUUUGCUCCGUAGACAGAUCCUUCUCAAAUGCAUUCCCCAUCCAGUGUUCUGAUAAAACAGACUUAAAAGAAUUCUUCAAAUGCCCCUACAGGGCCAGACCUCGCAUCCUGUUCCUGGCACCAAGUGCCCUGACCAUGCUGGUAAGGAGGAGAUUGUAAUGCCUUGCAGGCCCACUAGAAGCAUCUCCUCCGUGAAGUCCCCUGACUUCUUUCAUGUCAUCACUGUAAUUGCGACCUACCUCUAUUAUGACUGUACUGUACUGUUUUUGUAUUUUAAAGCCUCCUUUACUAGAAUGUGAGCUCCUUACGGGCAGGAAAAGGAACUGUUCAUCUGGGCGUCUCCAUGGCACAGCUGUUGGCUUAUGGACACUUAAUAAAUGUUGAGUAAACUGUUUAAAGUGA